AUUGUAUACAAUCAUAUGAUGUAUUCAUUAAUGGAACUAAUGUUACUACUACCAGUGGAAUGAGUCUAUUGUAUAAUACUGGAGGAGCUAUUGGCAGUAUUGAUGUAUUGGUUAAUAGUGUUGAUUAUUAUGGAAGAGCAGUGGGUAACUUAUCAACUCAAUAUCAAUUUAACAACUAUAAUUUUGAAGUUGAGACUAUUAUUAGUAACAGCAUGUCACUGAAUGUAAUAAUGAAGGAUAAGUUUAUUAUUCAACAGCCUGCUCCAUUGUCCUGUGAACUGACUGUCACUAACUUAACUCAAUCAUCAGUGGACUGUCUCCUUGACAAGCUGUUUGUAUUUACUAAUGUCACUGAAGGAGAUGUGUAUAAUUAUACUGUUACUGUUACUAAUGUCAUUGGGUCUACCUUUAAGAAUGGCUCGAUAGAAAUUCCUUACUUACCACUUGAAGUGUGUCCUUCAAAAAUUCAGUAUUCAGCUUCAGCAAUGAUAAUGAUGAGUCCUAUUUCAUCAGUAUCAGUUAUGGAGCCAAGUACACCAGCCAGUACAUCUUCAGAUAGUUGCAAUUGUGUUCUUCCAUGGACAGUUGGUGUAUUAAUUGGGGUAGCUGUGAUGAUUGUCGCUUUACUUGUGAUCAUUUUUAUCAUAAUAAUUUAUUUUGUCUCACAUAAAUAGAGAUACUACCCAGGUUUGCUAGAAAUUAUUUUUGGACAAGAGUGAGCUACUUAUUUGAGUGUCUAGUUGAAUUUUGUGAACAUUGUGAAUGAGAGUGUAAAAAGAAUGAGUUAAUUGGUUUGAUAUUAAUAUGUGACAAUCAAACAAGAACUUAAGUCAAUCACACUACAGUGUCAAUCAUUGUUCAGUGUUAAUAAACUCUUCUAUACAUAUUAGUCUUACUGCAGCAUACACGUUUAAGCAAUCAAAGAAAUACACAAGACAAUUCCUAAGACUGCUCCUAGGACAGUAGAGUAGUGUAGCUUUUUUGAUUUAAUUAUUUAAUUAUUAAUUUCUAGACUAUACAGCAUCAUGUACUACUUUUGCAUACAUUUACAAGUCCUCAUACAACAUCAA
Amphimedon queenslandica is the source of this 1070-nucleotide messenger RNA. RefSeq lists its product as uncharacterized. The record is from RefSeq and is a predicted model, not a curated record. Bases 60 to 674 code for a protein of 204 amino acids. Lineage: Eukaryota; Metazoa; Porifera; Demospongiae; Haplosclerida; Niphatidae. The transcript is spliced from 6 exons.